Molecule: messenger RNA, 2695 nt
Organism: Lates calcarifer (barramundi perch)
Lineage: Eukaryota; Metazoa; Chordata; Actinopteri; Centropomidae
Gene: btr33
Product: bloodthirsty-related gene family, member 33
Exons: 8
Coding region: 231-1883 (550 amino acids)
Molecular function (GO): protein binding; zinc ion binding
Source: RefSeq, a predicted model, not a curated record
GACACACUAACAGAUGGAUAUGUUUAAGCAUUUUGAUUAAACAAAUACAAUGAUUUCAGUGAUGUUUCUGCUUUGUCUUGUGCCAGGAAGAUAAAAUGGAAUAUAGGAGGGACUAAUAUUUGAAGCUAUUUGUCUUCAUCUCCUGCUGGGGUGUGCAGUGUAUUAUGGGACUGCGGUACAUUAAAACACUUGGAGGAUCGUGAUUUACACAGGGUGGAGAGGAGCAUGUCAUGGCUUCCCCCAGCAUUCUCCUGUCAGACGUGCAGUUUCGGUGUUGCAUCUGUCAGGAUGUUUUUUGUGAACCAGUCUCCAUCCCCUGUGGUCACAGCUUCUGCUUCACCUGCAUCACAUCGCACUGGGACAAUAGCGUCGCCAUCAGCUGUCCCAAAUGUCACACGGUGUUUGAGGGCCACCCAGAGCUUUGUGAAAAUUAUUUCGCCAAGGAAAUGUCAGAGCAGAUCCGAGGAAGGAGGCAGAAUGGCACAAUGUCGACGGCAGGAAAAACCAUAUAUUGUGAUGUGUGCAUCGGGAAGCAAAUGGAGGCCUUGAAGUCCUGCCUUGUGUGUCUGACCUCGUACUGUGAGAGUCACCUGGAGCCUCACCUGAGAGUCAGCACCCUGAAGAUUCACAAGCUGAUUGAACCUAUCGCGAUGCUGGAAGACAGAAUGUGUAAAAGGCACCAAAGGCUCCUGGAGCUGUACUGCAGGAGCGACCAGAGGUGUGUGUGUGUGCUGUGCACCGAGACGGACCACCGGUGUCACAACACCGUCCCAGUGGAGCGAGAGAGUCAGGAAAGGAAGGCUCAGGUGAAAAGGAUGGAGGUCGAUGUUCAGCAGAUGAUCCAGGACAGGCUGCAGAAAGUUGAGGAAAUCAAACACUCUGUGGAGCUCAGCAAAGAAAACUCAAAGAGGGACAUUAAGGAAAGCAUGGAGGUCUUCUCCAUUCUGUUACAGUCCAUGAAGAGAAGUCAGGCUGAGCUGGUGGACGUGAUCCAGAAGAAGCAGGCAGCAGCAGAACAGAGGGCAGAGAGGCUCAUCACACAGCUGGAGCUGGAAAUUACUGAACUGGAGAGGAGGAGAAGUGAGAUGGAGCAGCUUUCUCACUCCGAGGACCACCUCCAUCUUCUACAGAGGUUUCCAGCUCUGACUUCCCCUCCAUCUGCCAAACCCUGCUCUGACAUCAUCAUAUACUCAGACACAUGUUUGGGGACUGUAAGGAGAGCGAUGGCCAAGGCUGAAGAGCAGCUCCAGUUGGCUUUGAAAAAGCUUUCAAUUCAAGAGCAUGAGAAGAUUCAGCAGUAUGCAGCUGAUGUUCAUCUGGACCUCAGGACAUGCAACCCUUGGCUGGUCCUAUCAGAGGAUGGGAGACAGGUCUGGGAUGGAGAUGUUGAACAGAACCUCGUGGACAUUUCAGAGCGUUUUGACACAGCACCAUGUGUCCUCGCCACUAAGGGUUUCACCACAGGGAGGCACUACUGGGAGGUGGACGUGGGAGACAAGACAGCGUGGGAUUUGGGUGUAGCUCAGCAGUCUGUCAACAGGAAAGGUGUGGUGACACUGUGCCCAGAGGAAGGCUACUGGACUGUUUGUCUGAGGAAGGGCAGUGAGUACCGAGCAUGUGCAGGACAGGCAGAGCUGCUGUGUCUCUCUCAGAAGCCGCAGGUUGUUGGGGUGUUUCUGGAUUAUGAGGAUGGAACUGUGUCCUUUUAUGAUGCAGAGGCUCAGUCACAUAUCUAUUCCUUUACACAUGUCCAAUUCACUGAGGCCAUGUUUCCCUUUUUUAACCCAGAGAUGAGCGACAGCGGCAACAACAAAUCACCACUUAUCAUCCGCCCUGUCAGUGGAGUCAAUGGAGGCGGGGAUUUAGAUGAUAUUACAAUAUGAUGAAUAACCUCUAACUUACCUCUAACUUGAGUAAGACACAGUACUUGUCCACCUCAGUCACUUUUACAUACCACCUAACCAGCAGGUGACUGGAUUGUUUGUUUAUUAGUACAGAUUAAGGAUUUAAACCUGUUAAUUGUAGUCGUGUUAUGUUGUUGUGGAAUGGUGCCACAGAGAUCUUGAAGAAAGCAUGAGAAAAUGUAGUUUUUCUUUGGUUAGUUUGUUUGUUUUUGUAUUUUAUUUGAUUAAUUUUUGUGUCUCUCACCACUUCCCUAGACUGCACUUGGUCAUUCUCUGGUUCUGGUCAACCCAGGAAGUACUUUUUGCAGUUGAGUUUUGAUCAGUCAGACCACAGUGACUGUCUACAGUGACUGUCUGUUGCCAGGGUCCAAACUGGGAUAGGGCAUAUCAUUUAGCAAAGUUGAUUUCUCAUUUGCUCCCUUUAAUUUUUCUUCAAUAUGGAAGUAACCACUUAUUUUUUCAUUUUCAAUUUGCACUGUAAAUACACUGCACUAUUCCACUACUGUAAGGUAAAAAAGGAGGAAAUAAAGAGCAUGGACUGUGGAACAGUUUAAAGGCUCCUCCUCUUGCCUUCACUCCUCAACCUACCUUACUUCUGUUGUCUGUCUCAUCUUAAACACUUGAGGUUUUUGCUUCACGACUGUAAAACACUGUUUUCUGAAAUAUUUUGUACACAGACACAAUUCAUCACCAUUUGAUGUUUCAGUUACAACAAUAACUACUCGCACACAUGGAUUGUACAUAUCCUAUUUCUAACCUGCCAUCACUCCUCAAUAAACCUUAAACCUUUG